Molecule: messenger RNA, 597 nt
Organism: Fusarium venenatum
Lineage: Eukaryota; Fungi; Ascomycota; Sordariomycetes; Hypocreales; Nectriaceae
Source: RefSeq, a predicted model, not a curated record
AUGGAGCGUACACAGCAACUUCAAUAUGAAGAAAGGAGGAAUGCCAUGAACAAGUCGCAUAUGCAAUCCUUAACAUUCUUUCAGCAAGAUUCUAAUAAAGAUUGCUAUUUAGAGGAUACCCUUGACCCGGACGAUGGCGAUUCUGACGCUCCUAGGGAAUGGGUAACAGAAGAAAGCAUAGUGGUCCAUACGGGGACGAAGCGAGCAAAAGUCACGAUUAAGCCAAGGGUCCCAUCUCUCCCACCAUCGGUCAUUCGUUUGGCCCAGAAUGUUCUCCACACCGCAGGACUUUUCAAAUGCAGUACUGUUGAUGAUGAAAAGCGGGCGCUUGCUGUUCAGGUACUCAUGAACAUCGCCGAGUACACGAGUGAAUGCAACAAGUACGAACUUGAUGAAUCCGACACUAUGGCAGCGGCCGAUAGCCUAACCAUAGAUGUUGCUAAGGAACCGAUGAUGCACAAAACUGGCGAAUUUCCUCGUUUAGCGGGUCUUCUCGAUUUCAAGCACCAAAAUGGCGAAAACGAAAAGACUACCAAGAAGAAACGAAAACUUCGGGGGAUGGUUGAUUAUAUCCGAGAAGCAAACCGGAAGUCAUGA